GUCGUCAUGGCGGAAUAAAAGGCAAUUCAAUUCACGUCGCACACAUUUUUCGUGUGAAAUAGACGAUGAUUCUACUACUUCGUUCCUCUAGAUCAACCAGACUGAUUCCCUUCUCUAAUUCUCUUCUUCCAACGUCUACUUAUCAUUAAUUCUGUGUAAAUCGCAACGUACCAGGCAAGAGUCAAAAUGGAUUACAAGGCGGCAUUGGUGAAUGGGAUCGAUUCAGAUUCCAAAGGCAGUUCAGAUGCGGUGAAGAGCUACAUCCAUGCUGCACCAAUCACACUUCAACGAAAACCAUUUCUUCAGCCGGAGGGAGAUGUGAGGCUCUCUCAUACUGGUACACCAAGAGCAAACAUAGCCGCAACGUACGACCAGCCGGAAGGCUCGCAAGCUGGUAACUGGGCAAAAGAGCAUCAAAACCAGACUGUCUUGCAACAACACUGCGAUUACUUUGACCGUGAUAAAGACGGUAUCAUUUGGCCUCUGGACACCUUCAAAAGCCUCCACGCACUAGGAUUCAAUUUCCUGUUCUGCAUCAUCGCCGUAGUCGUUGUUCACCUCGCCUUUUCCUACCCGACCGUCUCCGGACUCCUCCCCGAUCCCUUUUUCCGUAUCUAUCUCAAAAAUAUUCACAAGAGUAAGCAUGGAAGUGAUAGUGGGACAUACGAUAAUGAAGGUCGCUUUGUACCUCAAAAGUUUGAAGACAUGUUCUCCAAGUACGCGGACGAUAAGGACUAUAUCACUGUACGGGACGUUUUCAACAUGCUCAAGGGCCAGAGGUUGCUGGCAGAUCCAUUUGGCUGGGCAGCCGUUUCUAUUGAAUGGUUCACAACUUACAUCCUUCUCUGGCCUGAAGAUGGGCGCAUGAAGAAGGAAGAUAUCCGAAAGCUUUACGAUGGAAGUCUUUUUGACGAGAUGGCAAAGGAGAGGAAACACUCGAGCAAGUAACCAGAGCCGAAUUACGUUCGUCACGCAACACAAAAGGAAGGGGAUGGUUGAAGUCUAGAUAUGACACAAAAGGACCGUUUCUCCAUGUCACUGUAACAGAAAAGUCUCGCUUUUUCGGGGAUGAUGAUACAAAAAGCUGCUGUUCAAUGCCAAGUUUGUGCGGUUGUGAUUAAAACUCUACCCUCUAGAUGAUAAAUGCCGUUGUCUGUAGUUUAUCUACUCAUGGUUCGUUUAUUAACGUAAAUCUACUUCAUUUGCCUCGUUUCU
This is a messenger RNA of Trichoderma harzianum CBS 226.95, 1215 nucleotides long. RefSeq lists its product as hypothetical. The transcript has 5 exons. The coding region runs from base 187 to 948 and encodes 253 amino acids. NCBI's taxonomy places the organism in Eukaryota, Fungi, Ascomycota, Sordariomycetes, Hypocreales, Hypocreaceae. Gene Ontology annotation, molecular function: monooxygenase activity; calcium ion binding. The record is from RefSeq and is a predicted model, not a curated record.